This is a messenger RNA of Purpureocillium lilacinum, 2235 nucleotides long. Lineage: Eukaryota; Fungi; Ascomycota; Sordariomycetes; Hypocreales; Ophiocordycipitaceae. The record is from RefSeq and is a predicted model, not a curated record.
AUGGGUGAACACGAUGUAGUCUACUUCUUGGCCACGCCUCGACUCGUCCAUGGUCCGCUCAUUCAUUUUCCGACUACUACGCCCGCGCAAGUGCAGAGGAUAGGUGGAAUCCAAGACCUAGACGACAAUUCUUUGCCCAAUUUUAUCCUUACCAGUACCGAUCUCCACGAGAUGCAUGCUGAAGGCUCGGGGCACCCAGGUUCGUGGAUCUACCAAAUCUCCACCGGACCUCAUAUGGUGCAGAUAGAAAAUUGGCAGCCCGAUCAGGACGCAGAGCCUAGGCACUACAUGACUGUUGGAGCCGUCAUGUGGUCGCAGAUCAUGGCAUUUGCCGUGACAAACGGAACCGAUACGGUGGAUGACCUCGUCUGGCAAAGUAAUCCCGAAUACAAUAGGACUUGGGAGCAGUUUGGCGGCAGCCCGUGGCAGCCGAUGUUUGGGCCGGUCGGCCCAGGGGCAAGAGAGCAGAUGCGUCGGUUUCACCGGCUGGCUCGGGACGACACUGACCCAUAUGGCGAGUUCCUCGAUGAACUUACCAUAUACCCCAACCCAGCUCUAGACGAGGGACAUCGUUAUAUCAUCCGGGCUCUGUUCGACUGGGACCGGAGAAUGGAGCCUGAGCGAGGGUUCCCCCUAGCCCGCCUCAAUCGCCGAGUCAACGUGGCUGAGGAAGGCUGGCUGCCUGUUGAUGAAGCCCGCAGGAGGCGCGAGGAAUGCGAGGAGGAGGUCGGACGUUUGGUGGAAGAGCUGCUCGAUUCGUCUGCUGAUGAAAGCGAGGGUGGAGGAGAAUACCGCGACCGCGCUGUGCCACAGAUGGAAGAACACGCGCGGCGACGUCUUUGCCAGGCAUCGUCAUCAUCCAGCGACAGUGAGGGCUGCAUGGACUUGGUCAGGCAGGCUUUGAGAAAUCAAGCUAGCCCAAGCCACGACGGGAGUCGCGACCGCUCGCGGCUCAGAGGUAACAUGGACUGGCUGAAGCACAAGGAGCAGAAUCGCCGGUGCCAUCAGAGCCAACUUACAACAACGCCGGCGUCUUCCUCGGAGGACGGUGCCGGUGAAGCGAACGUGACCUUGUCGUACGACGGCCCGACCCGCCAGCGGCAAUGGGCACAGUUCGCGCGGGAGGCGGCCGCAGCCAACGUGGACGAGGACACGUUGAUGCAGCACCUAGACAGGGGCAUCGUCUCGUUCGGACGGCUGUUUCCCAGCCUCUAUGAAUCGCUGGUGCGCCAGUUCCCCGCAGUCUACAAUGCCCUCCACAUCGCGGCCGGGCUGGGCAUAAGCUUCCGUGCCUGCAGCCGCGACCCCCUGGGGCCCGGCCCUUCCGGGCAGGGGAAGAGGAAGAAGAGGUCCGACGAGGUUCAUGGCCUGGGGCCACGGACGACAAACCGGAGCGGCGACAAGUGCAAGGCGCUGCAUGACAUGGGCAGGCUGCACUCCAACGUCUACGUUUGCAGCGGCAUCAGCUUUGGCGCGCCGUGCAUGUGGGUUGGUGCACCACCGGGGCAUUGCGUCAAUCUACCCGGGGAGCUGAUGGUGGAUGCGUCCUCUUUCCGCCCGAAUGGGGCUGCCGGCUCCUGCAAGCUGUACGACAAGGUGUCUUGUGCCGGACUCGACGUCGAGAUCGACGGCCCUAUAGAGUUUUUCGCACCGGGUGGCCAGUCCGCAAACUGGAACGACCGGGCGCGCUCUCUCCGUUGUCACGGCCCUCCGAAGAAAGAACACCGAGAGUCCCCGUCCCCGCUCCAUGCUCAGGGUCCACCGACCCAGCCGUGCGACAUCAUAAACAAGUUGACCAUUCACUUCGAGAUGGGAGGUCAUGGCACGUGGGAUAGAAUCGACGGCGUCAUGGAAAAGGCAACCUUUUUGCUAGCAUCAGGCCCCCGAGGAGACUACAAGACCACGAGAGACAUCAGUCUCCACGAAGCCUUCGGCGCCGGCGAAGUGGCCCUGAAGGACAUAAAUUGGUUUGGCGUUACGUCGACGAAACAAUCCCUCCUUGGUAUGGCGUGGAACAUAGGUGGCGUCACACUCACCGCGAAAUGCGCCGAUUCGGAUGACGAGAUGAUCUGGGAUAAAUACGCGAGUUUCGACAGCGGCUACCUCGGUAGGAACUCUGGCGAAGUCAAGAUGGUCUGGGGUGUCCGGAUCUAUCUGCGCGACUGGCACAAAGAUGGAGCGGCGGCGGUAGCAAGCCAAAACGUGGAGGCACAGCCCAAGCACGAUGAGCACUGA